AUGGGCACACGGAUGAUCUUGUUGAAUUGCAGGUUGGGACACCUUGAGGAUGCUCAGAAGCACCUUACCCUGGCAACCCCACAGCCUGACCUCCUAGAGCUGCACAAAUUACAAACAGUGGAAAAGCACCUGGGCAGAUGCCUUGAUUCACGGAAGGUUGGGGACUGGAAGAAUGUGCUGAGGGAAUGUGAUGCCGCUAUCGCGGCUGGAGCUGACUCCUCUGCUCUGCUCUUUGCCGCGAGAGCAGAGGCUCUUCUCCGGCUCAAUCAGCUCGAUGAGGCUGAUAUGGCCAUCUCCAGUGCUUCCAAGUUGGAUUAUUCAUCUUCCUGCACCUCAGACACCAAAUUCUGUGGCUUCUUUGCCAACGCAUACCUCUAUUACGCACAUGCCCAAGUUGACAUUGCAUUGGGAAGGUUCGAUCAUGCUGUCUCUUCAGCUGACAAGGCCAGAAUAAUAGACCCAAGAAAUGUCGAAGUGAUAACAAUGCAUAACAAUGUGAAAGCUGUAGCAAGAGCACGAUCUCUAGGGAAUGAGCUAUUUAAAUCUGGAAAAUUUUCAGAAGCUUGCAUGGCUUAUGGCGAAGGGCUCAAACAUCACCCUGUAAAUCCGGUCCUUCACUGCAACAGGGCCGCUUGCAGGUUCAAGCUAGGGCAGUGGGAGAAGUCUAUUGAGGACUGCAAUGAAGCCCUCAUGAUUCAACCCAAUUAUACCAAGGCUCUGCUGAGGCGUGCAGCUUCCUAUGGCAAGAUGGAGCGAUGGGCGGAAUCGUUGAAGGAUUAUGAGGUUCUAAGAAAGGAACUCCCAGGUGACACUGAGGUUGCUGAGGCCUAUUUCCAUGCUCAGGUUGCCCUCAAGUCAUCUCGGGGUGAGGAAGUAUCAAACCUGAAGUUUGGAGGAGAGGUUGAAGCAGUUACAGGAAUGGAACAAUUCCAGAUGGCUACUUCCUUGCCAGGUGUUUCGGUCGUCCAUUUCAUGACUUCUUCGAAUCAGCAGUGCGGUAAAAUUUCCCCGUUUGUGAAUGCACUGUGUACCAAAUACCCAUCUGUUAAUUUCCUCAAGGUGGAUGUAAACGAGAGCCCUGCUGUCGCGCGCGCAGAGAAUGUGAGGACAGUUCCAACAUUCAAAAUCUACAAGAAUGCCAUAAGAGUGAAGGAGAUGAUCUGCCCCAGCCAACAGCUGCUGGAGUAUUCAGUAAGGCAUUACGGGACCUAG
Triticum turgidum subsp. durum (durum wheat) is the source of this 1212-nucleotide messenger RNA. The record is from the annotation of a GenBank genome assembly. NCBI's taxonomy places the organism in Eukaryota, Viridiplantae, Streptophyta, Magnoliopsida, Poales, Poaceae.